This is a messenger RNA of Drosophila innubila, 2771 nucleotides long. RefSeq names its product cyclin-Y-like protein 1 (gene CycY). Gene Ontology annotation, cellular component: plasma membrane. Gene Ontology annotation, biological process: regulation of cyclin-dependent protein serine/threonine kinase activity; regulation of canonical Wnt signaling pathway. Gene Ontology annotation, molecular function: cyclin-dependent protein serine/threonine kinase activator activity; protein kinase binding. The transcript has 3 exons. NCBI's taxonomy places the organism in Eukaryota, Metazoa, Arthropoda, Insecta, Diptera, Drosophilidae. Bases 453 to 1646 code for a protein of 397 amino acids. The record is from RefSeq and is a predicted model, not a curated record.
CAUUGUCUGCGUUCCGUACUGACUGUCAGUUUAUUGUAAGUAGCUGCACAACAAAAAACUCGUUUAUUUUGUUGUUCGGCGCUUGGUUGCACGCAGCAGGAGCAGUUGCAGCAGUUAUUGUUGAACGAUACACCAGCGCCAUGCACAUAGAAACCGCCUCGAGUUGUCGACCGAAACGAGCAAGUGCCAAAAAUCGUGACGCACCGAAAGCGUGAGCACAACUCCCAGAUCCUGCCCAGGUCCACAUACAGAUCCAAAGUGCAUCAGCAGGCGAUACAUUAUUGGCCAGCAGUUAAUUAAAAGACAGACAUACUCACUGAGACAAGGAGAAAGUGAGUGAGAGACAGGGAGAGAGAGAGUCAGAGAAGAGAAGAUUCAACUAGUCAAACGCUUAGCAGUUGCAUUUAUUAUUAUAUUGUAAGCAGCAUUUUGCAUUAAUUAAUCCAUCAGCCAUGGGCAACAAGAACUCAUGCUGUGCGUACUCCAGUCCUCAAUCGGAUCGCAAGUCGAAGGAUAUACCGCCAGUAUUUGAGGAGCGUCAUCAGUUGCCGCACACAUCACAGCAUCAGCUGGAUGGUGGUCAUCAUGGUUCUGGAGGUGUCGCAAUGUCGGUGCACCAUCACCAUCAACAUCAUCAGCACCAUCAUCCACAGGGCAGCAGCAAUGAUAACUUUGAGAAUCAACAGAAUCUGCAACACAUCUCGGAACGUGAAGCGCUCGAGGGUGAAGAGGAUCCGUCAGUUGAUCCCACGGCAGCUACCAUGUUUCUGGAGCGCUCCAAGGUGGAGAAUGGUGGAAUGACCCGCAAGCGUUCACAACAUCAAAUCGCACAACAAGGCAGCGGCGGGGGAGGAGCUAACACACCUGGUGCCAAUAGCUCAGGUGGAGGUUGUGGUGGUUUAAAGAAGAGUUCAUCAUGUUCCACCAUCUAUUUGGAUGACAGCACCGUCUCACAGCCGAAUCUUAAGAAUACGGUCAAAUGUGUCUCCCUGGCCAUUUAUUAUCACAUCAAGAAUCGUCAAUCGGAUCGACGCUUGGAUAUUUUCGAUGAGAAACUGCAUCCAUUGACGCAUGAUCAUGUGCCCGAGAACUAUGACACUCAGAAUCCCGAGCAUCGUCAGAUCUACAAGUUUGUACGUACGCUCUUCAAUGCCGCUCAAUUGACGGCCGAGUGUGCGAUCAUAACACUAGUCUAUCUGGAGCGUCUGCUUACCUAUGCGGAACUCGAUGUGGGACCAUGCAACUGGAAACGUAUGGUAUUGGGUGCCAUACUGCUUGCCUCCAAAGUGUGGGACGAUCAGGCGGUGUGGAAUGUCGAUUACUGCCAGAUACUCAAGGAUAUUACGGUAGAAGAUAUGAAUGAGCUGGAGCGUCAAUUUCUGGAGCUGCUGCAGUUUAACAUUAACGUGCCCUCGUCCGUUUAUGCCAAAUAUUAUUUUGAUUUGCGCACGCUUGCCGAGGCAAAUGAGCUAAAUUUUCCCACAGAGCCGCUGUCUAAGGAGCGGGCCCAAAAGCUGGAGGCCAUGUCACGGGUAAUGCAGGACAAGGUGACUGCCGAGGCGCUUAAGAAUGGCAUCAAGAAAUGGUCCUCAAUGGACAACAUCAGUCAGGGCGGCCCGCGACGCAGCGUGGCCAUAUUAUCGUGAUUUAUAUUAGCUUAUUAAAAACUAAACAACAAAACUGUAUUUUUUCUGUAGCGCAGACCCAAGUCGAUUCGUACUGUAACCAAUUCUGUCCUUCCUAAAACAUAACUGAAUUCGAACAUUAAUUUCUUUAUUUUCUACAACUUUUUUUGGACCUAACUAUAACUUAUACACUUCUCAUAUAUAUGUAUUUAGAUAUAUUGAAAAGGAGAAAGAUGAAAACAUUUAUUGUAUAAUUUAAUUUCAUGUAAUAUCGUUAAUAAACUUUACUAGAAAGUUUUUUAGCCAAUUACAUCGACCGAAUCUAAAAAACAGAAACAAAAAAGUAAACGAAUGUUUUUAACUCACGCAACAACAAAACACACAUUUGUCUCGAAUUAAGGACCACUUUUUAUAUAUACACAAUAAUAUACAUUACUAUGCCAGCAUAUUUGUAUAUUCUUGUAAGCGAAACUACCGAUUGCAGUCAAGGAUUUGGAUGAUUUUAAUAAUAGUAAUAUGGCUAAAAAUCAAUAACUGCAAAAUAAAACGCGUAACCAAUUGCCAAAAAAAAAAAAUAUAUUAAUAAUAAUAAAAGAAACGUGAAAAAUUUAGUAAAUGUGCACUGUAUAAAAAAGCUUAAGUAUUGAAACAUUGUAAUUUGUGUAGUUGGUUUAGUGAAAACGACAAAAAAUAUCGAACUAAUCUCAAUGGAUUCCAAAGUAACUAAUUCAAAAAUAUUGUAUUUAACGCAAGUGUCUGCGCCCUGUUACGAAUUUAAAUUUGUUUUUUAUUAUCCUUUACCUUUAAUUAUGUGAUUUUUAAUAGUUUCAUCUUGAUACACAUAUAUAUACAUAGAUGUAUAUAUAGAAGGCUUAACUGAUAGAUAGCAACAGCCAACGGCUUCCUUAUCAACAAUGCAAGAAGAAAUAUACUAUGCUUAAGGCUCAGCACAAUUAAGGGGCGUGGCCUGGGUGGAAUAUAUUAACAUAUAUUUGUUCGAUUCGUAAUAACAUAACACACAGCGCAAUAUUAACCCAAAUUUGUGAGUAAAUUAAUAAUUAAUACUAUAAGGAUACGAAUUAUAUGCAAAUGUAUUUUAUUUUGUAAUUUAUUUUACUAUAACGCGAAAUAAAGCAAAUCACAAAC